This is a messenger RNA of Dioscorea cayenensis subsp. rotundata (Guinea yam), 2748 nucleotides long. RefSeq names its product alpha-L-fucosidase 2. The transcript has 10 exons. Gene Ontology annotation, biological process: carbohydrate metabolic process. NCBI's taxonomy places the organism in Eukaryota, Viridiplantae, Streptophyta, Magnoliopsida, Dioscoreales, Dioscoreaceae. Bases 52 to 2604 code for a protein of 850 amino acids. The record is from RefSeq and is a predicted model, not a curated record. Gene Ontology annotation, molecular function: alpha-L-fucosidase activity.
UAAAAACCUCGUCUUUCUCUCUGCUUCUCUUCGAUCACUGUUCCCAUCUCGAUGGCUCGUGGCGAGGAGGAGGAGGAGGAGUGGGUCUGGGUCCGGCGGCCGUCGACGGCGGAGGCUGAAUGGUGGGGCGGUGGCUCCGAUCCCGACCCAUCUCGGCCAUUGAAGGUCGUGUUCACUGGCCCAGCCAAGCACUGGACCGACGCUGCGCCCAUUGGCAAUGGCAGUCUCGGCGCUAUGGUCUUCGGCGGUGUCGCUUCCGAGACCCUCAUGCUCAAUCAUGAUACUCUCUGGACUGGCGUUCCUGGGUAUUAUACGAACCCUAAAGCGCCUGAUGUGCUUGCUGAAGUUCGGAAGCUUGUGGAUGAUGGCCAUUACUCGGAGGCGUCGAAGGUUGCUUUCGAUUUGGCUGGACAUCCAUCGGAUGUGUACCAACCUCUGGGCAAUAUCAAUUUAGAAUUUGGUGAUUCUCAUCUUGAAUAUGCUGCAUAUGAAAGAGAACUUGAUCUGCGAACUGCUACAGCAAAGGUGAAAUAUACUGUUGGGGAUGUUGAGUUCACUAGAGAGCAUUUUGCCUCUAAUCCACAGCAAGUGCUUGUGAUCAAGAUUUCUGCUAGUAAAACAGGGUCUCUCUCAUUUGUAGUGUCCUUGGACAGUAAAUUACAGUAUAACUCGAGUGUGGAUGGUGUCCGCAGAAUAGUCUUGGAAGGUAGUUGCCCUUCGAGUAGAAUAGCCCCGAGAGAGAAUUUGAGCAAUAGUCCUACAGGGAUUCAGUUUGCUGCAGUUCUUGAUUUGCAAGUAGGUGAUGCUGGUGUUGUGCAAGUUGUUGGUGGCAAAAAGUUGAAAGUGGAAGGCGCGGACUGGGCUGUUUUGCUUCUAGCUGCCGCCUCAUCAUUUGAAGGGCCAUUUAAGAAGCCGUCAGAUUCUAAGAAGAACCCGAAAGAGAUUUCUUUGAACACAUUGAGUUCGAUAAAGAAGAUGUCUUUCUCUCAGCUCUUUGCUUAUCAUCUGGACGAUUAUGAAAGUCUCUUUAACCGUGUCUCCCUGCAACUGUCCAAGGGAUCCAGUAAGACAAGUGAGGAGAAUUAUUUUGGUAGACACAAAGCAGAGAGGCCCCAAGCAGUUAAGACAAAUUCUUUUUCCCUCUUAACAAAGGAUUCACUGGUAUCUACUGCAGAAAGAGUGAAGUCUUUUAAAAUUAACGAGGAUCCUUCCUUGGUAGAACUACUAUUUCAUUAUGGCCGUUAUUUGCUUAUCUCUUCUUCAAGGCCCGGGACUCAAAUUUCUAACUUACAAGGAAUAUGGAACAAGGAUAUUGAACCAGCAUGGGAUGCAGCUCCCCACUUGAAUAUCAAUCUGCAGAUGAACUAUUGGCCAUCUCUCACUUGCAAUCUUAGCGAAUGUCAAGAGCCUUUAUUUGAUUUCAUUGGAUCUCUUGCGGUCAAUGGAAGUAAGACAGCAAAAGUAAAUUAUGAAGCAAAUGGUUGGGUAGCUCACCAAGUGACAGAUAUAUGGGCAAAAACUUCACCUGAUCGCGGUGACCCACUUUGGGCUUUAUGGCCAAUGGGUGGGGCGUGGCUUUGUGUUCAUUUAUGGGAUCAUUAUACUUUCUCAAUGGAUAAAUCCUUUCUAGAGAAUACUGCACAUCCGCUGUUGGAAGGAUGCGCGUCUUUUCUUCUGGACUGGUUAAUUAAAGGCCAAGGGGAUCUUUUGGAAACCAAUCCAUCAACAUCUCCAGAACAUUAUUUCAUUGGUCCUGAUGGUAAGAAGGCGAGCGUCAGCUACUCAACAACAAUGGAUAUUGCAAUCAUAAAGGAAGUGUUUUUGAUAGUUUUAUCUUCUGCUGAGGUAUUGGGAAGAACCAACAGUGACUUAAUUGAGCGAAUAAAGAAGACAUUACCAAGGCUUCCUCCAACAAAGAUUGCCAGAGAUGGUUCCAUCAUGGAGUGGGCACGAGACUUUGAGGAUCCAGAAGUGCAUCAUCGGCAUGUUUCACAUUUAUUUGGCUUGUUCCCCGGCCACACAAUAACACUAGAAAAAAAUCCUGAUUUAUGCAAAGCUAUUGACAACAGCCUUUACAAGAGAGGUGAUCUUGGUCCUGGAUGGUCAACUACAUGGAAGACUGCUUUGUGGGCACAUCUUCACAACAGCGAACACGCAUAUAGGUUGGUCAAGCAGCUAUUCGAUUUGGUAGACCCUGAUCACGAAAGUGAUUACGAAGGAGGACUAUAUAGUAACUUAUUUACAGCACAUCCACCAUUCCAGAUCGAUGCCAAUUUCGGUUUUACAGCUGCAAUCGCCGAGAUGCUUGUUCAGAGCACCAUGCAGGAUUUAUACCUGCUUCCUGCACUCCCUCAGGACAAAUGGCGUGAAGGAUGUGUCCGGGGGCUGAAGGGCCGCGGCGGUGUGACCGUAAGCAUCUGCUGGAAAGAAGGGACACUCCACGAAGCUCGUAUUUUUUCGGAGAAUCAUAAUUCAUUCAUCAAUUUGCAUUACAAUGGAGUUACUACUGCUGUUAAGUUAUCUCAUGGUUACAUCUAUACAUUCAACAGGUUCCUAAAAUGCUUGAGGAUGCGUCCUCAAUCAGAAGUAACUACUUUUCCAUGAUAAUUUGAGUGAAUCAUUGUUUUGCAUUGUUCGGAGGAGCUUUGUUUAUUCAGCUCAUUAAAUUGUAAUGCAUUAUUAUCCUUGUAUUAUUAUUACUGUUUUGGAUUCAAUUUGUCAAUCCUCAUGCUUGGGGAGGUUUGUUUA